Molecule: messenger RNA, 3011 nt
Organism: Dermacentor andersoni
Lineage: Eukaryota; Metazoa; Arthropoda; Arachnida; Ixodida; Ixodidae
Source: RefSeq, a predicted model, not a curated record
CUGGUGCGUCGCCCUCGAAAACGUUAUCGACUGCAAACGGCAGAGCCAAGUCAGUCGGGAGAACGCUCGCGCGCGCGCCGUAUGUAUGGACCGGCUGUGAGGAGGAGCGGUGUGUAAGGACAGCAGAGUGGCCGAGAGUGUCUGCGCUUUCUCGACUAGGACAACGCAAGGUGCAGGAGAAAAGGGACGGACAGCGGCAGCAGCUUCCCGAGUUCACGGCGCCCGAAGAAGCGGGUGGUUAGUAGAACAUCUGUUUCCCGCGCGCGGUCUUUGAACCUCGUGCCCAUCCUGAGCCGUCUACACACUCUUCCCGGCGUUACGUACGCACUCGUGGUGUUGGAAACGACGAACAAAACCUCCCUCGUGAACUCGUAGACAACGCUUGUGCCGAGAUACGCGGCGUGUGUGUUGUUCGCCGCGUGCUCAGCGGCCGCAGCCGAUGCGCGGCCACCGAUGAGGCAUCGCGGACCAGCGCGCGAGGUGCUGAUGGUAUGCAGCAUUGGCCGUCGUGCCGCCUGGACAGCGCCUGCCCGCGCGAUGUCGUCGCGCUGUUGCUGCUGCUCCUCGCGGUGCGAGAAGUGACACCGGCAGCUUACAUCCACCAAGCGUGCGACAGCGAUGCCGACUGCGCGAGCGUGGCCAACACCUUCUGCAAGGGUAAAGAGUGCAUUUGCUUGCCAAAGUUCAGCCGCAGCUACCCGCCGUGCAACCAAGGCAUCGAGCUUGGGGAGAGCUGUUCCCGACACGAGAACUGCGAGGUGAGCGACAACAACUCGUACUGUCACCACUCCAUCUGUCGCUGCAAACCGCUUUUUCGGCGGGUCCUGCUUGUCAGCGAGAAUAUCACCCGCUGUCGCCGAGGUCACGAGCCCCGCGAGUCGUGCUACAAUGUCGAAGACUGCAACGGCUCCAACUACACCUGCUACGAAGGCCUGUGCAGGUGCCGCGAGGGCUUCUACAAGGACGAAGAGACCGACGGCUGCAGGCCGAGGCGAUACCUGGACGAGACAUGCGCCCGGGACUCCGACUGCGACAGCCUGGUCAACAACUCCCACUGCAGCAGUGACCACUGCGAGUGCAAGAACGGCUACAUCCGCGAGGGCGUACUGCCCGACGAGCAGCAGUGCGAGAUAGACAGGGGGGGACGCGGCGCCCUUAAGAUCCUCUUCGCUCUCAUGCUUCCGGUGGUUGUGUGCGCGUUCGUCUACCUCUACAGGAACCGCAAGGUCAACCAGGCCAACAAGAAUCAGCCUGGAGAGGAAGACCAACAAUCGGCAGCCGCCUCGCCGGCCCCGCUGGGGACCUACUCUACGGAUACGGGAGCUCCCUCGGUGAACACCCCGCUGUCGCCGAUGCCACCGGACAUCAUCACCGGCAGUCCCAUUGAAAUACGCACCACUAUGGCCGCGGCGGACACCAGGGGAAAGCCUCCGUGUACCUUCAGCAUCAUGGUCUGAUCCGCCGGCCCUACCACGAGAUCAUUCCACGACCACGGGAGAAUGCGCAGACGAAGAAGGGCUGGCCACUGCAGCUCUGGCAACUCCGAUGUUAAAAGGAGUUUUACAGCGUCCACCACUUCCUUAGAAACCCAAGUGAUGUGCUGUCUGUGUUGUGACAUCGCUUCACGAACGAGCGAAUUGCGGGUUCGCGCUUGAGUGUGCACCCAUGCGACUGACUCCCUUCUCUCGCCUUUGGCGAGAUCUUCCCGCAUCUCGCCGCCGAUGUGCAACAGGAGUGUUAAAGGGUAACGUACGUGGUUGAGGCCCAGAAGCGUCUGACAAAUGGGUUGCAUGCUCUCUAGUGGUUUGUAAAAAUGCAUCGAAAACAAUUACUUUUCUAUGUACAUACAUUUAUAAGAACGCAACCCCGACGUGUGCAUGUAUGCAUGGCACUGAGCAAGACAUGUUUAGAAGCACGACCGCAACCAUGCAGCAGCGAUCGCUGCUCGCCACUCCACGCUCAUACUCCUGCCUUGUUCAGACAACGGCCAGACCAUGCACUCGAUUGCCCUUGUGUACGAGUGACGACCGCUUAUGGUGCGUUUGUCAAUUUUCUAUUCUUCUGCCACAUAAUUACGCGUAGCAAAGUUUAUGAAAGACUGCUAUCACUGCUAGUGCGCGUGUUUAUUUGCAGGCAUUGGUUUGCACAUGCAAAAGAAUGGGGCUUGUCAUUCCUGUCUAUGCACAAUCACAUGACGCGGGCCAGCAGUUUGACUUUUAGUAGGGGACCCUGUAUAUUCGAUAGAGUACAACACACAGACACUUGCAGAUUUUUUUUUUAAUUGCCUGUGGGUGGUAGCACAAUUCUAGUCCGUGAGCGGGUCUCCUCGAAGUGGCGGACUUUCCUUCCCCAAUAAAUUAAUAUACAAAUCGACUAAUUAACGGACAUUUACUAAUUAUUUUUCUAACUAAUUACCUUAGAGCACAUAUAUUGCAAUUUACCAAUUCUGGCCGGUGAGACUGCAAGGCGUAUCCACUUGAAAAGAAAUGAGUGCAUGACACCAUUUACGAAAUAUGCGCCUUCAAACUUGCGGUGAAAAUGCACUGUCGUUCCACUUACUUUCUUAAUAAAACGUGGUUUUAUGCAGUGAAGCACGAAAGUAACUGGAACGCCGAUGCAUUUCUCCACAAAGUUCAGGCAUUAAUAUCUCGAAACUGGUGUCAUCCUCAGAAUUCGUUCCAAGUAGAUCCGCCUUUCGAGCUCCCUAGCUAGAAUUUGUAAAUUGCAAUAUGUGCCAUAAGGUAAUUAGGUAAAAGCUUAAUUUGCGAGUUUUUGUUAAGUAGUCGAUUAUGCAUUGAACGUUUUGUGCAAGUAAUGGCCGCCUCUUCGAGUAGCCCAGCUAAUAGGUUAGAAUUGUGAUAUCUGCCACAUGAAAUUAAAAAAAAGUUUUGAGUGUUCGCUGAAACACUCGGUAUAUACAGGGUGUCCCACGUAACUUGAGCCAAACAUUAAAAAUAUGCAAAUGCCACGUAGCUGAGCAGAAUAAAGAUAAUGUUGUUUGCCGUCGCUUA